UCUAACAUGGCGGGAUGUAGUUUCUUGUUGACAAAAUUCAAUCAGUCUUUAUCAGGCUUUUUAACAUGAUGAGGAGCAAACAUAGAUACUAAUAACUUUUAAAAAAGCACAUAUCAUGUCAGUUCGUAAGAAACUGAAGAAAGCAGAUAGAAGCGCAAGUGGUAGUGAAAAAGUGGUUGGCACACAUUUGUAUGUAGAAAUUAAUGCAUCCCAGUGGCCUAUAGUCUACUCUCCUAGCUAUAAUAUUGGAUUUCUUGGACUUGAAAAGCUUCAUCCAUUUGACUCUGGGAAAUGGGGACGUGUUUUUGAAUUUUUAAAAGAAGGUAAACUAAUAAAUGUGGAGGAAAAUCAGCAAACUGUUGAACCAAGAGAGCCAACCACAGAGGACUUGAUGGUAGUUCACACUAAAAAAUAUCUGGACAGUUUAAAGUGGAGUGUGGUUGUUGCUCAGAUUUGUGAAGUUCCCCCAGUAGCUUUUCUUCCUAAUAUUGUUGUCCAACAUAAACUACUUAAACCUUUGAGACUUCAAACAGGAGGAACUAUACUGGCAGCUAGGUUAGCAGUAGAAAGAGGCUGGGCUAUAAAUAUUGGUGGUGGAUUUCAUCACUGUUCAUCUAGUAGUGGGGGAGGUUUUUGUGCUUAUGCUGACAUUACACUUGCUAUCAAGUUUCUAUUCCAGAAUGUGGAAAGUAUCAAAAAGGCCAUGAUCAUUGAUCUGGAUGCUCAUCAGGGUAAUGGACAUGAACUUGACUUCAUGAAUGAUCAAUGUGUAUAUAUCAUGGAUGUCUACAAUGCUUAUAUUUAUCCUGGUGCAAUGAGAGCCAGAAGAGCCAUACGAAGGAAUAUUGAACUCAAUCAUUACACAAAAGAUGAGGAGUAUUUGUCUCUUAUUAAAAAGCAUAUACCAGAGGCUCUUGAUGAAUUUUCUCCUGAUAUCAUCAUAUACAAUGCCGGUACUGAUGUACUGGAGGGUGAUCCACUUGGUAAUUUGUCCAUUACAUCAAAGGGUAUAAUAGAAAGAGAUCAAAUUGUAUUCCAGGAAGCAAGAAAUAAGUCAAUACCAGUAGUCAUGGUUACAUCGGGAGGAUACCAGAAAAAGACAGCCAGAAUAAUUGCAGAUUCCAUUCUGAACUUGCAUGAAAUGGGGCUGAUAAGUUGUAAUUAUUCAGAAUCAGGUCCGUUAUCUGCGACCAAAGCUGAAUCAUCAUCAAAUUACAAUACAUUCAAUAGUGCCCAAUGACAAAUUCAUUUACUGUAAGAGAACUGUCAUUUGUCAAUUGUACUUCUAAGCUACCAGCAACAUAGGAAUCCCGUUUCAUCAAUCAUGAUUCAAUGUACAAAUUUACACAGGCCAGGCUAGGUGUCUUGUAGUAUUGGUAUGUACCAAGAUUACUAWAACAAGUAAACUUAACCAACUUCAAUUGUGUUGGCUAUCUUGUUAAUUGUGCUAUAUAGUUAUYAGUUUUAUCCUGGAAAGUCAUAUUUUUUAAGUUAUUAACAAUGUUAGACAUAGUCUCAGUUUGCUCGCUACUCAUGGAACUAUUAAAACAUGUCAUCUGAGUACAUCUAUUGCAGUUAUAGUCCUAUUGUAACAAUCAAGUACAUGUAUGGGUUAGAUAUGUAGUUGUUUUUAUAAGAUGUAUACUAGAAUUGAUUACAUCUAUUGCAGUUAUAGUCCUAUUGUAACAAUCAAGUACAUGUAUGGGUUAGAUAUGUAGUUGUUUUUAUAAGAUGUAUACUAGAAUUGAGUACAUCUAUUGCAGUUAUAGUCCUAUUGUAACAAUCAAGUACAUGUAUGGGUUAGAUAUGUAGUUGUUUUUAUAUAUAAUGCAUACUAGAAUUGAUAACUAUUAUCAAAUAUAUCACUGUCUACUGAAUCUACAUUUAUUUACUUCACACUACAAAUGUUCUCCUGGUCAGUAACUUUUUACCAAUUUUCUUGGGUCAGCAGUCUAAAUGCAACGAAGUGCUGCCAAUUUACACAAUGUGACUUAAUGCAACAAAUCAAAUGGUUACAGUGAAGGACCCACGGCAACUAAAUAAAAACAAAGAGUCAAAAAUAAGUAAAACGGGACGAGAUGGAGACAGUAGAAAAAUUACCAUUAGAAAUCAAUUGCCCUCUUGCUCAUUACAAUAUCUUGAAUUGAACUGAAGACUGCAAUGUGAUGGCUAUUCAUCAAAUGACCCUAAUUAGAGUGUUCUAAGUUAAUGACACAUUACUUUUAAAUUAAUGGCGCAUUUUAUUAGAAUCAUAAAAAAAGGCAUUUCAUAAUUAAUGCUAAU
Exaiptasia diaphana is the source of this 2283-nucleotide messenger RNA. RefSeq names its product histone deacetylase 11. The record is from RefSeq and is a predicted model, not a curated record. Gene Ontology annotation, molecular function: histone deacetylase activity. Bases 116 to 1240 code for a protein of 374 amino acids. The transcript is spliced from 14 exons. Lineage: Eukaryota; Metazoa; Cnidaria; Anthozoa; Actiniaria; Aiptasiidae.